AUGUCCGGGCAGAGCAGCCCUAGCACGGCCUCCUCUGCUUCCAUGGGGAGUGGUCACGGUGCCCAGGGUUUGCUCGUGGCCUCAGCCUGGCGGCCCGCGCUGGGCCCUUGGAACAAGUUCGGAUGCGCUCAGCCCUGCCUGCGGGCCGCCUCCCCCGCCGGGUCCGGAGCUGCCCCUCGGUUCCCCGCCUGGGAACCUCCGCAGCCCACACCCCGACCUCUGGGCACCCCGACCUCUGGGCCCGCCCCAGGGGUCUCCCGGCCCAGCCAGGGGUGGCACCACAGGCCCCCUGGGUGCCAGGGCCCCCUUCCCACCCGGGCCCAGCCGUGGGCAUCCUUCCUCCAGCCGCAGACCCCUCACCCGCCUCUGUACCCACUUCCUUCCUCAACCCUGGCCGGGCAGCUGGUCGAGGGGUGGGUGUUGGCUCCACUCAGGAAGCGUCCUGAGCCUGAUGUUUUCCCGCGCCCUGAGCGGUGCCCGCCGCCGCCGCCUUCAUCCCAGGGCGAGCAGGUGUUUCCGCACCCUCAGGGGACCUUGGAGCCUCGCAGCGGGAAUCGGAGGCCCCCGGAGGCCCCACAGCGCGGCCACAGUUUCUGUCUGUCGACUCUCAGAGAAGUUCCCACCCACCUCGGCAGGAGCUGGGCUUUGGCGUGA
This is a messenger RNA of Hippopotamus amphibius kiboko, 654 nucleotides long. Its product is annotated as basic proline-rich protein-like. NCBI's taxonomy places the organism in Eukaryota, Metazoa, Chordata, Mammalia, Artiodactyla, Hippopotamidae. Bases 1 to 654 code for a protein of 217 amino acids. The record is from RefSeq and is a predicted model, not a curated record. The transcript has 3 exons.